This is a messenger RNA of Rodentolepis nana, 1017 nucleotides long. NCBI's taxonomy places the organism in Eukaryota, Metazoa, Platyhelminthes, Cestoda, Cyclophyllidea, Hymenolepididae. The record is from the annotation of a GenBank genome assembly.
AUGGCAUCCCCAAUACGUCAAACUCCUAUUAUUUGCAAUGGUCAUACAAGACCGGUAAUAGAUUUAAGCUUCGCAGAGGAUCCCGAAUGUGGUCCUUUACUUAUCAGUUCUUCUAAGGACUGCAAAGCCAUGCUAAGAAGAGGCGAUACUGGAGAUUGGAUAGGUUCCUUUAUUGGUCAUGGUGGAGCAGUAUGGUCAUGUUCGUUAAACACAUCCGCCUCCUUGGCUGCAACUGGGUCUGCAGAUUUCUCCGCUAAAAUUUGGAAUGUAUGUGAUGGAAAAGAAAUUCUCUCCAUUUCACAAUCACAUAUAGUUCGUUCCGUCAGUCUUUCAAGAUGCGAUGAAGGAAAAUAUCUCCUAAGCGCUAACAAUAAGCGACAAGUUCUUAUCUACGACCUCAAUGCUCCUGAAAUACCUGUUUGCACUUUCUCUGGACAUGAAAAGAAUAUUAGGAAAGUGUUGUGGAUCAACAAUGAUUCGUGUAUAGCCACAGCAUCUGAAGACAUGGCCAUCAGGUUGUUUGAUGUACAGUGCCAAGAUAAAGAGUUUUGUAAGAUCGAACUUCCCAGCAUUCCAACUGACGCAGAAUUAUAUAUUCGUGAUGACCUUACGAUUGAUAUGUUGGUAGCUGUUGGUAAGACGGCUCAGGUUUUCAAAUUCGAUUUCCGAAAUUGGUCCUCCGCGCUAAUCACAACAUAUAACCUUCCAUCUACUGUUUGUUCGGCUGCGUUUAAUCCUAAUGCUGACAUGCUUGUAUGUGGUUGUGAAGAUAAUCUUAUUUACCAAAUUGAUGCAGAAUCACAGACUGUUUUGGACACUUGUCGUGGCCACUUUGGUCCAGUGCACUGUGUGCGUUUCUCGCCCGACGGUCACCUCUUUGCUAGUGGAAGCGAAGAUGGGACAGUUCGGUUGUGGCAAUCGAAAGUGGGCGAGGAGUAUGGUUUGUGGCGUUGUGAAAUACCCUCUGAUGCAUCUACAUCCAUCUCACUUCAACCCACCUCGAAAAGUCCUGCCUAA